Phragmites australis (common reed) is the source of this 2617-nucleotide messenger RNA. RefSeq lists its product as hypothetical. Lineage: Eukaryota; Viridiplantae; Streptophyta; Magnoliopsida; Poales; Poaceae. The coding region runs from base 733 to 2379 and encodes 548 amino acids. The transcript is spliced from 2 exons. The record is from RefSeq and is a predicted model, not a curated record.
GUGUUGUCUUCUCCAUGAAAAAGGCUCGGGUCCUUGCAAACAAGAAAGAAAAAGGAAUCGGGUGGUGCGUCUUAAACUACUAAGAAAAAUCUGACAACAUCGUAUAUCUUCCCUUCUCUGACCUAACCAGUAAACAACGCAGCUCGCAGCGCGUAAUCGCUGUCCUCGUUGUGUCGCACGUUUUCCUCCGAUGAUACAGUGCGAAGUGUGCAGUGGUACCAGCAACGAACAUGUCCAUGCUGGCUUCUAACUACCACAUGACCACACAAGUCCAAGCCGGCACGAAACACUAAACAAGGUACGCGUGUAUCUCGUGGGAUGUGGAGAGAUAAUGUCGAUUAGACCUAUGUCGUCAAGAAAAAAUAUGGAUGAGCCGUGAAGCAGAGGAAGCUGCGUUUAAGAGGCACGAUUGAGGUCGUCGCCAAACAAGCCCGACCUCAAACGAACUCUGUUUUUCGUGCAAGUAACCACCGCGUUUCUUGCAAGAGGCAGCAGGGGUAGCCGGUAAGCUAACCCAGGCCUCCCUGAAGGAGCUGUCUUUGCCAAGCAUCUAGAUAUAUAUUGAUAGACAAGUGUCGCCGAAGGAUCCCAUAUAUUGUCAGGAGGAGAGUUGAGACGAGCUGCAUCCUCCGGUUCUCCUUCUCAAGUUCUGUGGCUCUGAGCAGCGAAGGAUACGUCUUCGAGGUAUUCUUCGAGCUUGCCUGCUUCUCCGAUCGACCUCGCCGGCCGCCGAUGCGAAGAAGCAAAUCGUGCUUGUGCUGUGUGCCCAUGGGAACGGCGGCGCUGCCCAUUGAGACGCCCUUCGCUCUUCCGGCUGCGCUGCCGUCGUGGCCCGCGUCAGUUUCAGAUGGAGGAUUUGCAAAGGGCAGCAUAGACCUUGGAGGCCUAGAGGUGCGCCAGGUCACCACAUUCGCCAAGGUCUGGUCCACCGCGCAAGGCGGUCAAGACGGCGUCGGCGCCACCUUCUUCAAGCCGUCGCCGGUCCCUGCCGGCUUCUCCAUGCUCGGGCACUACGCACAACCCAACAACCGGCCGCUCUUCGGCCACGUCCUCGUCGGUCGGGACACUUCCGGCACGGGAGCACUCCUUGCCGCGCCCGUGGACUAUACCCUCGUCUGGUCCAGCCCGGACGGCACCGGCUUCUUUUGGCUCCCCACGGCGCCCGAAGGUUACAAGGCGGUUGGCGCGGUGGUCGCGACCACGUCGGACAAGCCUUCGCUCGACGAGGUCCGGUGCGUCCGCGCUGACUUCACGGACGCGUGCGAGUCCGAGGAGUCGGUGUGGAGCAGCGACAAGGAUGGCUUCAGCGCUGCCACCCUGAGGCCGGCGGUCCGUGGCAUCGACGCCCGCGGCGUGCACACCGGCACAUUCAUCGCUCAGAGCAGCGCGAUGCCGGCGAGCGCCUCAACGUUGGCGUGUCUGAAGAAUAACAGCCCGAGUUACACGUCCGGCAUGCCUGACCUGCCCCAGGUGAACGCCAUCCUUGCGGCCUACGCGCCGCAGGUGUACCUGCACCCGGACGAGCCCUACUUCCCUUCGUCGGUGACGUGGUUCUUCGAGAACGGCUCCCUGCUGUACCAGAAGGGCAACCAGAGCCCGACGUCUGUGGCCGCCGACGGGUCGAACCUCCCGCAAGGUGGCGGCAACGACGGCGGGUACUGGCUCGACCUGCCGGUGGACAAGAACCAGAAGGAGAAGGUCAAGAAGGGCGACCUCGCCAGCGCGAAGGCAUACGUGCAGGCGAAGCCGAUGCUCGGUGGGACGGCGACCGACCUCGUGGUGUGGUUCUUCUACCCGUUCAACGGGCCGGCACGGGCCAAGGUUGGCCUCCUCACGAUCCCGCUCGGCAAGAUUGGCGAGCACGUCGGCGACUGGGAGCACCUCACGCUGCGCGUGAGCAACUUCUCCGGCGAGCUCCUCCGGAUGUACUUCUCGCAGCACAGCGCGGGCACCUGGGUGGACGCGUCGCAGCUCGAGUACCUCGACAACAGGCCGGUGGCGUACGCGUCACUGCACGGGCACGCGUUCUACCCGAGGGCGGGGCUGGUGCUGCAGGGGGACUCGAGGCUCGGGGUCGGGAUCCGGAACGACUGCGCCAGGGGGAGCAGGCUGGACACCAGCGGCGCCGGGCGGUGCGAGGUGGUGUCGGCGGAGUACCUCGAAGCGGCCGUGGCCGAGCCGGCGUGGCUCGGGUUCGAGCGCGAGUGGGGGCCGAGGGAGGAGUACGACAUCGGGCGCGAGAUCAACCGCGCCGCGCGGAUCCUGCCGCGCGCGGUGCGGGAGCGGCUGAGCCAGCUGGUGAACAAGCUGUUCGUCGGGGAAGGGCCGACGGGGCCCAAGAUGCAUGGCAACUGGAGAAACGACGAGAAGGAGUCAUGAGCCCUUGGCGAGCGACGACCCUUGCAUGACACCGUUCCUAACGUCACCUACUCGCUGACCGUACGAUUCAUGAGGUAUAUGCCGAUCAGACGGUUAGGGAUCGAUGGGGCACUCGUGUAAAGGUUUGCUGGGGAUUAGUAAAGGCUGUUUCAUACGCACGUAGCGUGGAUAUUGUUGUUUGUAAAUGUUCAUAUAUUGUGUUAGAUCUCAAAUCAUAUGUACGUGUGACUUAUCUUGU